Messenger RNA from Dendronephthya gigantea, 1502 nucleotides. RefSeq names its product F-box/WD repeat-containing protein 4-like. The transcript has 9 exons. Bases 167 to 1318 code for a protein of 383 amino acids. Lineage: Eukaryota; Metazoa; Cnidaria; Anthozoa; Malacalcyonacea; Nephtheidae. Gene Ontology annotation, molecular function: protein binding. The record is from RefSeq and is a predicted model, not a curated record. Gene Ontology annotation, biological process: SCF-dependent proteasomal ubiquitin-dependent protein catabolic process. Gene Ontology annotation, cellular component: SCF ubiquitin ligase complex.
CUUCGGUCUUCGUGACUUCGUAUUUUUUAUUUCUCUUCUGAAAGGCUUUUUUGAUCUUUUGAUGUUUGCGAAAAGAAUGUUUCGUCUUUUUCGCAAUGGAAAUCGUGCAAAGCUUUCAAGAUGAUGCAGUAUAUACAUUAGAUCAUAAUAUGAAUUUGCAACCAUUAUGGAAAAGUUGUCGAUUGUCGACUUGCCGAACGAUGUUCUGCUGGCUAUAUUUAUGCACUGUGAUUAUAAAACUUUGCUCACAGUAGCACAAGUUUGCAAAAUUUUCAAUAGAUUAUCGAGCCAUGAUGAUUUAUGGAGGCCAAUUUUAGCAAGAUGUCUCAAUAUACCACCACAAUUUCAGAGCACUUACAGUUUAAAAGACUGCUGCAAAAUCUCAUUCAAGUGGGUGCAUGGUAAAUACCAUGAGACAACAAUGGUCAAAUUUUGUGACAAGCUUCUUCCUUGGCUUCAACUAAAUUCAAGUAAUUUAUAUGUAUCGAAUGAGAACUGCAUCCAAGUGUAUAAUCACUAUCGAAGACAAUUGAAAGCAGCAAGACCGGUUGCAUCCAUCAUAGUUGGUGAACAUGAUGUCACAAGAUUUGUUGUGAAGAAGAACCUUCUUGUUAGUGGUUCUAAAAAUUAUGUCACUGUAUGGAACAUGAAAGACAAAUCAUUAUCUAAAUUGAACACUUUUUUGGGUCAUACAAAGUGUGUGUACUGUGUAGAUGUUUUUGGCAAUCUUAUUCUGUCAGGGUCAAGGGAUCGCUCUAUUAAGAUUUGGUCAUUAAGCUCGGGAAAAUGUCUAACAACCACAAAUAUUGAUGAUCCAGUGAGGUCCUUGGCAGCGAAUCCAUUUCUAGGGAGAUUUGUCGCUGGAAGUGCAGGAUACCUUCCAAGAAAUUCCGCAUUGAAGCUCUAUGAUUGUGAAACUGGUCAUCAGUUAAGUGAGCUGAUAUGUGAUAGCACUGGAAGGCGUGGGGCUGGAAUUUUAGAUCUGAAGUUUGAGUCAUCAAAUAUUUUGUUAUCUUGUGGUUAUGACACGGCUGUAAGGCUCUGGGAUAUGCGUAUUGGUGAAAGUUGUUGCGUGAAAAAAUGGGAAGAUCCGCAUGACUCAGCGGUGUACUGCAUCGAAUCGGACAAAAAAUGGAUGAUUUUAAGUGGUACAUACCGCUACGGUAUGGUACGGUUGUGGGACAAAAGAAUGGAUCGAUGUGUUAAGUACUAUUAUGGAAGUCGACAUACAAGGAGCUCAGUGUAUUCACUCAAGUUUAACAGUACCAAACUUUUCGUGGCGUUAGACAAUAGAGUUAAUAUCCUUAACUUUGACUGAAAGUAAUAUUUGUUAGUUAAUAACACGAGUUCGUCCGAACUGACAAUGAAGUACUUUAGGUAAAGGUAUUUUCAGCUUCGAAAUACUCCGAAACACGAAAUGGGAACUGCAGAACUAUAUGUGUCUGUGUGUAAUUUACAAAAAAUGUAUUUGCAACAUUGUUGGGUAACAUUAUAUCAACGCC